Gadus morhua (Atlantic cod) is the source of this 626-nucleotide messenger RNA. RefSeq lists its product as uncharacterized. NCBI's taxonomy places the organism in Eukaryota, Metazoa, Chordata, Actinopteri, Gadiformes, Gadidae. The transcript has 4 exons. The coding region runs from base 111 to 443 and encodes 110 amino acids. The record is from RefSeq and is a predicted model, not a curated record.
CGUCUUCCCUGAGGUUUUUCUAUAAAAGCAGGGGCACCAAGAGCAGUAACCUCACCAACGACUCCCAUCGCUGCAGAAGGACUCAACCAGUGAAGAUCAACCUUCUAGACAUGGCUGCAGUGAGCUUUAAACUGGUGGUGGAGACUGCUAAUGGCAACAAGAAAGCUGAAUACAAACCUGCUUCGCACUGCCACCAGAAACUCGGUUGGGCGUUGAAUGAAUUUGAAGAUUCAGUCUCAGACUUCAGUUUCAAAACUGCAGGCAAAUUUGGAUUGCCACCUUAUUUGACCCAGGUGACUUUUGGUAAUGACACUAUUACCAAAACUGACACCGGCUUCUGGCAAAUUCUGGUGCAAAACCACAACAUGACAACACCUGCUGGACUCUUCAACUACACUGUCCAGGACAGUGACGUGAUCAUCCUGCGUUACAUGGCCAAGUGAUACUGACUGUGGCGCCAUCUUCCUGCAGGGUCCUGGAUUACACUGAGUGCUGCUCGACACUCCUUAAUAUGAUGAUUAUUUAGUCUGAAUUAUAUUAAAUGUAACAAAUAUGUUGAAUUGAACAUAGAUAGUGAUUAAUUGGAAGUGAAAAAUAUAAUGGAAUAAAGGACUGCAAUUAUCUCA